AUGAAAGCGGGUGUUGGUGCAGGUGUUGACGCAACUGCCAAAGACCAAAUAGCUCCUGGAAUGAUUAGUGCGACGGUUUUUGAUACGCAAGCUGCACCAGAUGUUGUACAGACCAGAGCGAAAGUCACACAAAUGCUAGUGACUGUAGAUACAAGUGGCAAGAGUUUGAUAAACAAAAAUGAUCCAGUAGCGACUAAGCCUAUUGAAACACCGUUGUAUCAAUCAACAACCAGCAUUCCUACAUACGUUGUAUCGACCACAGAUACCCCAACUACUGUUUCUUCCGUAGAAACGACGAAUGUUGUGUCCCCAGUAGAUACCGUAAACGUUGUAUCAUCCGUAGGUACCAAAAAUGUUGCUCCGACAGUUGAAGCAUCAGUAUCCAGCUCAAUGGCAACCGGUCAGUCGUUAGUGUCUUCUUAUGUUGAUACUGGACCCAGUCAGCGAGAGUUACAGAUGAUUGCAAGGGAAAGAAAGGCACAGAAUGACAUUCAGGAACUCAUACGUCAACAAAGGGAAGAAUUAAGGCGGCUCGAAGAUCAGAAACGCGAGCAUCAGAGACAGCUCAUGCUUGAAAAGCAACGGGUUGAGUACGAAAAGCAACAGCUAUCGCUUCGAAAACAGCAGAUGGAGAUCGAAGCAUUGAGAAAGGAACAACUUUACCAGCGUCAAUUAAUGGAAGCACAGAGAAAGCAGAUGCAAGCUGAUAGAUUAAAAAUGGAACAAGAUAGACUGGCUGCCAUUGAACUUGCAAAGAAAAAGGCUGCGGAAGAAGAACGGUUAAGGCUUGAAAAAGAAAGAUUGAAGGCAGAGCAGGAAAGACAACGUCAGGCUGAAAUAGCUUUCCAGAGGGUUCAGCAAGAAAGAAUGAUGCAAUUGGAGUUUCAAAAACAGCAGGAAAUAGAGUUGGCUCGCCAACAAGCAAUAGCUGAAGAGAACAAAAGGCUUGAACAGGAACAACAAAGGAAGGCUGAAAUUGCCAAGCAAAAAGCUCUCGAAGCCGAAAAGAGACGACUCGAGGAGGAACGUAAAAAGCAAGCUGCUGCUGACGAGGCACGCAUGUUAGCAGAAAUACAGGCAGCAAUGAUAGCUGAAGAAAAAGCAAUUGCUGAAAGAGCAGCUGCUGAUAAAGCGGCCAGAGAAAAGGCUGCAGCUGAGAAGGCUGCAGCUGAGAAGGCUGCAGCUGAGAAAGCUAAGAAAGCUGCACCGAAGAAUAUGACGUCUACUGAUGCGGCAUGGCAAGCUGUUCUAGCUGCGGCUGGUGUUACAGGCUCCCAACAUACUGACAUUGCAGCCCUAAUGGGUGGAAGUGGCGCGGCCGGGAUGGGAAUGGAUCCUGCUGCAUUACUUAAGUUCCUAAAUCCGCCUUCGACUCCAGCACCAAUUAUAACCACUCCGAAACCACGUAAAAUACCCAUUAGGCCUGACCCAAAAACAAGACGUGAAGUUAGGCAAAUUUUCCUUGACAAUAUGAAGCCCGGUGUUGACCCUCUUUCAAUCCUUAUUGGCCUGACACCAGAGAAACUCAUGCGUUCCGGAGUAAAUCCCGUUAUCGCAAAUAGCGCUGACUUGGCGCGAAUCGUACCUGCGACAGAGAGAGCCCUAGGAAUACAGAUUAAGAUGUUACCCACACCAGGCAUGCGUGGUAGUCAUCCCCGUGGCGCAGUUGGUCAUCCUUCCGCAAUGAGAGGCGGGGCUGGUUUAGGGGGACUGCCGCCUCCUACAAGUGGGAGUUCGCGGAGACAGUUUAUGAUCGAGCAACGAAUGAUGAAUGAAAUGAUGCAGGUCCAGAGCCCCUGGAACCAGGUGAUCCAGGCUAGCAGGGGCCCGGGCAGACCACAGGUGGACCUGGGGGUGCGGCUGCUGGACCCGGGGGUCCAGGCGGUCCAGGGGUCGGGCGUUCACGGGGAGCUAACCCAUUUGAAAUGA
Messenger RNA from Mya arenaria, 1929 nucleotides. RefSeq lists its product as uncharacterized. The record is from RefSeq and is a predicted model, not a curated record. The transcript is spliced from 2 exons. The coding region runs from base 1 to 1929 and encodes 642 amino acids. NCBI's taxonomy places the organism in Eukaryota, Metazoa, Mollusca, Bivalvia, Myida, Myidae.